Molecule: messenger RNA, 2055 nt
Organism: Hyaloscypha bicolor E
Lineage: Eukaryota; Fungi; Ascomycota; Leotiomycetes; Helotiales; Hyaloscyphaceae
Product: TPR-like protein
Exons: 2
Coding region: 1-2055 (684 amino acids)
Biological process (GO): mRNA splicing, via spliceosome; spliceosomal complex assembly
Cellular component (GO): post-mRNA release spliceosomal complex; Prp19 complex; precatalytic spliceosome
Molecular function (GO): protein binding
Source: RefSeq, a predicted model, not a curated record
AUGGAGUCGGCGCGUGGCCCCCCAAGGGUCAAGAACAAGGCGCCCAGCGCAAUUCAAAUAUCUGCUGAGCAACUUCUUCGUGAAGCUGUUGAUCGACAGGAACCAGGUCUUCAGGCGCCCACUCAGCGGUUCGCUGAUCUCGAAGAGCUCCAUGAGUUCCAAGGCAGAAAACGGAAGGAGUUCGAGGACUAUGUGCGGAGGAACAGGAUUAAUAUGAACAACUGGAUGAGAUAUGCGCAGUGGGAAUUGGAGCAGAAAGAGUUCAAGCGUGCGAGGUCAAUUUUUGAGAGAGCUCUGGAUGUUGACGCAACUUCUGUUACGCUAUGGAUUCGAUAUAUCGAGGCCGAGAUGAAGACGAGAAACAUCAACCAUGCACGAAAUCUACUGGAUCGGGCUGUCACAAUCCUGCCCAGGAUCGAUAAACUGUGGUACAAGUAUGUGUACAUGGAGGAGAUGCUGGGGAACAUUCCUGGUACACGACAAGUUUUCGAGCGAUGGAUGUCCUGGGAGCCCGAUGAGGCAGCAUGGAGCAGUUACAUCAAGUUGGAGAAGCGGUAUGGAGAGUUUCAGAGGGCCCGAGAGAUUUUCCAAAGAUUCACCAUGGUCCACCCGGAGCCAAGAAAUUGGAUCAAGUGGGCGAGAUUCGAGGAGGAGUUUGGAACGAGCGAUCUGGUGCGAGAGGUCUUUGGAUCCGCUGUUGAGGCUUUGGGCGACGAGUUCAUGGACGAGAGGCUUUUCAUCGCCUAUGCGAGAUAUGAAGCAAAAUUGAAAGAGUAUGAGCGUGCCAGAGCAAUCUACAAGUAUGCUUUAGAUCGCUUGGCACGAUCAAAAUCUUUGGCUCUUCACAAGGCGUAUACGACCUUCGAGAAGCAAUUUGGUGAUCGGGAAGGAGUAGAAGAUGUCAUUUUGUCAAAGCGGAGAGUCCAGUAUGAAGAGCAGAUCAAGGAGAAUCCCAAGAACUAUGAUGUCUGGUUCGAUUAUGCCAGACUGGAGGAGACCUCAGGUGAUGUGGACCGAGUGCGGGAUGUCUAUGAAAGAGCCAUCGCCCAGAUACCACCCACGCAAGAGAAAAGGCAUUGGAGACGGUACAUCUAUCUUUGGGUCUUUUACGCGAUCUGGGAGGAGAUGGAAUCGAAGGAUAUUGAGCGUGCGAGGCAGGUAUACCAGGAGUGUUUGAAGCUGAUCCCCCACAAGAAGUUCACGUUCGCCAAGAUCUGGCUCAUGAAGGCGCAAUUUGAGAUCCGACAACAAAAUCUAUCUGCUGCAAGAAAGACACUUGGUCAAGCCAUCGGAACGUGCCCAAAGGACAAGUUGUUCAAGGGGUACGUCGAACUGGAGCUGAAACUCUUCGAAUUUGUCCGGUGCCGAACGCUUUAUGAGAAGCACAUCGAAUGGAACCCAGCAAAUUGCCAAGCAUGGAUCAAGUUUUCCGAGUUGGAGCGAGGUCUCGAUGAUCUUGAACGAACGAGAGCAAUUUUCGAGCUUGCCAUUGACCAACCUGUGCUCGACAUGCCAGAAUUGUUGUGGAAAGCAUAUAUCGACUUCGAGGAAGAGGAAGGCGAGUACGACCGGACGCGAGAAUUGUACGAGAGAUUGCUGGACAAGACCGAUCAUGUCAAGGUCUGGAUCUCUUACGCUCAUUUUGAGAUCAAUAUACCCGAUGAGGAUGAUGAAGAAGUGGAGGAAGAGGAAGAGGAAGAAGAGAAGCCUGUCAGCGAGUUGGCUAAGACACGAGCACGGAAGGUCUUUGAGAGAGCACUCAAGAGUAUGAAAGACAAGGAGCUCAAGGAAGAGCGAGUCUCUUUGCUCAACGCAUGGCUUUCAUUUGAGAGGACACAUGGCUCGGAAGAUGAUAUCGAGAAGGUGCAGAAACAGAUGCCGAGGAAGACGAAGAGACGCCGGAAGUUGGACGACGACAGCUACGAGGAGUAUAUCGACUAUGUGUUCCCAGCAGAUGAUAGGCAGACGGCGAAGCUGUCCAACUUGCUUGCUAUGGCUCAGUCAUGGAAGCAGGCUGGCGGAGCGAUUACUGGAGAUGUCGCGAAUGGAGAAUAG